CAGCUUUUGAUCUGCUGACCGACGCACUUGGUGCGCGGCCGAGCGUUCAAGCACACCAAAAGCAGCCUGUCGACGCCCUCAAAGCCCUAAGACAGCAAGUUGCCCAGCUGCUCGCUUGCUGGACCGGAGAGCGCGUUUAAAGCGGUAAGCGUGCUCUGGCGCCAAUUAUCCCGGCAGCGCCCGCCGCCGCGCCAAACCGCGCGAAAAGCGCCGGGAGGUCAUAUUGCGCCAGCCACGCAAUCAAAAAGCGUCGCCGCGCCGCACCCACUCAAAAUAAUGGCGGGAACGUCCUCCCGCCUCGCGCGCCGCUCGCUCAGCCAGACCUUCUACCGCCGCCCGCUGCCGCGCCACCUGCCCGCGCUCUCGAGCCCCGCGGGCCGCGUGUUGUUCAAGGAGGCGCUCGCGUCGAACGGCCUCAAGAGCUACUUUGCUUUGGCUGAGACCUACGAGACCCAGUCCGAGCCGUCCUUCUGCGGCAUCACGACGUUGUCAAUGUCGCUCAAUGCGUUAGGCGUGGACCCUCGACGGAGAUGGAAGGGCGUCUGGAGGUGGUACACCGAUGCUAUGUUGGAGUCCCACGUCCCUUUGGAAACUUUUGAACGCGACGGCAUGUCUUUUGAUGAAUUUGCUGGUGUCGCUAGAUGGAACGGCGCCGAAGCGAGGCCAAUACGCGCCGGCGAGUCUGAUAUAGAAACGUUUCGCGAGGCCGUCGAGAAGGCGUGCGUCGGCGAGGACGAGUCGGACGGGGAGUUGGAAGAUGGUGUUUUAGUUGCGAGCUACAAUAGAAGUGUCCUGGGCCAGACGGGCGAGGGCCACUUCUCGCCGGUCGCCGGGCUCGCGCCGUCGUCGGACAUGGUCCUGGUGCUGGAUACGGCGCGCUUCAAGUACCCGCCCCACUGGGUGCCGACUCAACUGUUGUGGGAGGCCAUGGCCGACAUCAACCCCUGGAACGGCAAGAGUCGCGGAUAUGUCUCCUUGAACGUGCCGUCGAAGAAGGAUGAUGAAACUCUCGAGUGCCCGACGAAAGUGUUGGCCUGGGCGCCGGACCACGCUUCUCCAAAAAUGCCGCGGGAGGCGCUGCGGGGCGAAGCUUCGCGCGUGGCGUACUCGCUCGGGUAAGUAAGUCUUUUGUUUU
This is a messenger RNA of Pelagomonas calceolata, 1135 nucleotides long. Lineage: Eukaryota; Pelagophyceae; Pelagomonadales; Pelagomonadaceae. The record is from the annotation of a GenBank genome assembly.